AUGUGCCAUGAAACGCUGAUGGUGACUGAGAAGGGGAAGAAACUAACCAAGCUGGUGGGCGAAGACUAUCAGAGCGCAUUGCUCAGCCCAGUCAUUCCUCCCGACAGCAGGAAAGGGGAGCAGGAGCAGGAGCAGGAGCAGGGGCAGGAGCAGGAGCAGGAGCAGGAGCAGGAGUCGUACGUCGAGUUCCAUGUGCUGAAGAACCCGAUGCCUCAAUGCUUCAUUGGGUUCGGUGUGUGCAAGGGAAAUCACGAGUACAAGGAAGGGAGAUCUGCCAUGGCGGCUGAAGAUGCCUGGAUGUUGUCAAGUCACAGUGGAAAAGCUUAUAGCAACGGGGGAAUGAGCAAGCAGUUUCUGCCUGGGAUAGGAACGAAGCCCUACUGCCCAGGAGAAGAGCACUUGGCUAAAGACAGCGUGAGGGUGAACGUAGGCGAUAGGCUUGGGCUGCUGGCGGACAUGCAGAAACAUUCGCUCUACGUCUACGUCAACGGCGUCUGCCAGGGAGAGAUGUUCUCUGGGAUACCUGACGGAGUGAGGUUCGUGGUGGACCUUGGGGACGAGGAACAGGAGGUAGAGAUCCUUCCAACAGACAUGCCGGGAGAAGAACUGUCGGAAGGGUAG
Messenger RNA from Guillardia theta CCMP2712, 621 nucleotides. RefSeq lists its product as hypothetical. Lineage: Eukaryota; Cryptophyceae; Pyrenomonadales; Geminigeraceae. The coding region runs from base 1 to 621 and encodes 206 amino acids. The record is from RefSeq and is a predicted model, not a curated record. The transcript is spliced from 8 exons.